UAUCACACAGGGUGUAUUGAAGAAAAAGAAGAGAAACCGGUAUUCUCAACGCCUGUGUUUAUUAAAGAAACCCGUCGUUAACAUCAGCCGCUGGCCGUGGCCUUUCAAUCAUAACUCACAUUUUAAAGUUAUAUUUAUUUCAUGACGCAUGUCUCCAAGUAAGUAAAUGCACUGCUUUGAUUGACUGAUGAGGUAUUUGCAUCACAAGCUGCGGUUUGAUUGAUCUUCCUUAGGGGCAUCAAUACAUAACUACAUAUUAAAAAACAUAUGCUUUGAACACAGGAGAAGGAAACUCAAAGUCCGGUUUAAAGUUAAACAAUAAAUGGCUUCUUUAAAUACGUCUGUACGGUGGCUGGACCUGCUCUGCUCCUCUCUCCUCUCUCCGCGCUCUGGCUGCGCGCCGUUUUCCGGAGGGGGCUCCUUUAUAAAUCAAAUCCACCGUCCCCGGUUCCUCCUUCCUUAUUGGUCAGGGGGAGUCGUUACCUCACUCCGGGGCCGGUGACGCGGCGUCUUCGCGUAUCCUUCACGCAGCGCGUCACUCCUUGUGUCUUAUUGAGAAGUCUUGCGGUCGGUCAGAGCGGGAGACGGGACCAGCUGCGGACGGACCGGGUGCGCUCGAUACUGAACACUUCCAGUCCCAGGAGGAGAGCGGCGCACAAGAGCAGACUCUCUCUCUCUCUCUCCCUCUCUCUUUCUCUCUGUCUCGCGCACUCUCUCUUACACACUUUCCCUACAAGUCCCUCUCUCGCUCUCUCUCUGUCCCUCGCGCACACACGCCCGCGCGCGCGCACUCUCUGCAUACAUCUCCACAUUGCCGUGGUAGAUUACGGCAUUGAUCUCAACGAGGAGCGCGGAUCCGUCUCUCGUGGUCUAUCUUUUCUUCGACGGACCGACUUGGAGGAACCAGAGAGAGAAGUAACUCUUCUCAUCCUGCAUGUCUGUGAGGACCCCCGGUCAUGUCCGUUUAGCUGCCCUGCGUGAUGCCUGAUCAUGACAGCACCGCCCUCCUAAGCAGACAGACCAAGCGCCGCCGCGUCGACAUCGGGGUGAAGAGAACCGCGGCCAGCGCGCUAUUCGACCACGCCAGGGAGACCCUGUUCGAAAGCAUGAACCAAUCACACGGCCCGAGCCCGGACGGAGACUGCUCGCUGGUCGGUCACGGACACGGCGACGGGGAGAAGUCCAACGUUUUGAGGAAGUUGCUGAAGAGGGCCAACUCGUACGACGACGGCAUCAUGGCUUUCCCCGGCGCCACCAUCAUCUCUCAGCUGCUGAAGAACAACAUGGGGAAGAACGGAGGGAGUGACUCCGGCUUCCAGGGGAGCGGCGCUCUGUCCAGCGGCGGCUCCGAGAUCCACGGCGAGGACGCCUGCAGCAACUCGUCCCGCGACCGGGACAGCCCGUCCUCCUGCCUCUCCCCGGGGCCUCCUCUCGCCCCUCCGCCUUCCUCCUCCUUCGGGCGACCGCCGCCUCCCUCGGGCCUCAACCCCCACGCUCAACCCACAGCCCUCUCCCUCUCCGCGUUCGACCUGGACCGGCUGUCGGACGAGCACCUCCGCGCCAAGCGCGCCCGCGUGGAAAACAUCAUCCGCGGCAUGAGCCACUCGCCGCUGGUGCGGCCCAACGGCGACCACAACCCGGAGGGCAACCGCGAGAACGAGAACUGCAGCAUCGGCAGCAACGACCACCGGCGAGACGGCGGCGGCGGGCGCAACCACAGCCGGAGCGACGGCCCCUCGUCGCUCCUGAGCUCCCCGGGCGCGGCCGGCGGCGGCGGCGAGGUCAACAGGGAGAACAAGAGGAAGCAGCGGCUGCCGCAGCAGCAGCACAGCUUCGCCCAGCUCGUGUGCUCCCGGCAGGAGCAGCGGCAGGAGGAGAGGCGGCAGCUCAAGCUGCAGCUGGAGGACAUGCAGAAACAGCUGCGUCAACUGCAGGAGAAGUUCUACCAGAUCUACGACUCGGAGACGGAGGAGGAGGAAGACGACGGCGGCGAGGCCGACCGAGGGGGAGCGAGAGAGGAAGACGGCGACCUGUCCGAGGACAGCGUCCGCUCCGACGGCCUGGAGGAGAGGCACGGGGACCGAGGUCGCCGCGGCAACGACGGCGCCCUGUCCCAGCUGGACCCGGGCCUGUUCCUGGAGCGGGCCCGGGCCCUCCUCCGGGAACAGGCCCUGAUCGACAGAGGCAUGGAGGAGGAGGCGGACGGCAGGCGGGAGGCGGAGAGGAGCGCGGAGCGGGCGAUGAAGAGGAGGGAAAGAGGGGGAGGAGGAGGAGGACGGCAGUUGGCGGAGACGCUGAAGCAGGAGCUGAACUGCGCCGUGUCGCAGGUCGUCGACACCGUCGUCAAGGGCUUCUCGUCGCCCACGCGGGCCGCCGGCCACCACGGCGGCGGCCCGCCGGCGGCGCCCUCCUCUUCCUCCAACUCGUCCUCCUCCUGCCCUCCCCCUUUCGGCCCGCUCGCCUCGCUCACCCCGGACUCGCGCUUCGGCGGCGCCCUGGCGCUCGGUGUGAACGGCGACCCCGGCAGCCCGAUCCCGAGCUACCGCUCCUCCUCCGGCCAGCGGCCGCACUGCUUCGGCGACGUCGCCGUGCCGACCGCGCCGGACUCGUUCGGCCGGCUGGGCGCUCUGCAGACGGCGUGCGACCAGACGGAGGCGCUGCCGCUGGUGGUGCGCAAGAGCGGCGGCGGCGGCGGCGGAGGAGAGAACACUAUCCCCUCUCAUCCUCCUCCUCCUCCUCCUCUUCCUCACCACCCCUCCCUCCACCCCUCUCCUCUCACGGCCUCGCUCGGGUUCAGCCCUCCAUCCUUUCGCCACCCGUUCCCCCUCCCCCUCAUGGGCUACCCCUUCCAGAGCCCCCUGUCACACGGCGGCGGCUACCUCCCGGGGCCCAAGGACCACCACCGGUCCUCCCCCGAUUCUAUGGACUUGACCCGGGAAGCCGUCAGCCUCAGAACCAAAAUGGCGUCCCUCGGAGGGGGCCACCUGAGUCACCACCACCACCACCACCACCACCGGCAGAACUCACCGGGCCAGCACGGGCCGGAGGGUCUGUCCCUGUCCCUCAUCAAGUCCGAGUGCGGGGACCUGCAGGACAUGGCCGACAUGGCGGCGUACUCCGGCAGCACCAUUCAGGAGGGCUUGUCUCCUAACCACCUGAAGAAGGCCAAGCUGAUGUUCUUCUACAGCCGCUACCCUUCCUCCAACAUGCUGAAGAUAUUCUUCUCGGACGUCAAGUUUAACCGCUGCAUCACCUCCCAGCUGAUCAAGUGGUUCAGCAACUUCCGGGAGUUCUACUACAUCCAGAUGGAGAAGUUCGCCCGGCAGUGCAUCAACGAGGGCGUGACCGCCACCGACGAGCUGGUGGUGAGCCGCGACGCCGAUCUCUUCAGGGUGCUCAACAUGCACUACAACAAGGCCAACGACUUCGAGGUUCCCGAACGAUUUCUGGAGGUCUCCCAGGUGACCCUCCACGAGUUCUUCAACGCCAUCGUGGCCGGAAAGGACGCCGACCCGUCCUGGAAGAAGGCCAUCUACAAGGUGAUCUGCAAGCUGGACAGCGAGGUUCCCGACAUCUUCAAAUCCCCCAACUGUCUACAAGAGCUGCUCCACGACUGAGGGAGGGGCCUCCUGGGGCCCCGGGAGGAGACCGGAAGGGGGGGAACCGGUCUCCGGUCCGGGUCGGACCUUCGUAAUGCGGCGCAGAGACUCGGGGCGAGGCUCCCGGAGAGGUUUGUUGACGGUUGUUUUUUGGUCAGCCCAACUUUUUAAAAAAGGACAAAGUGGCCCUCAACGUGUUUUAUAAAAGGAGAAGAAGGAUCGCUCCGGAACUCAGACUUUCCUCGAUGAAAGCCAAAAAGCUCCUCCGGAAUCCUCUUUCCUCCUCCACAUUGUUCCGAGCUCCCGGAAGACGACGGAAUUUAAAAAAUAAAGAUGAUAAUAUAUUACGAAGAGAAAAAAAAAAAAUCUUUUUAUUGUGGAUGUUUUUAAGUAACAUGGACAUUUUGUUUUUUGGGGAAAUUAUGUUUCUGUUUUUCUUUUCCUCCUUUGUAUAAGCUUAGUCUUCUAUGAACCUUCAGUCACUCGCAUAGACACACACACACACACACAUCGUGAUUAGGAAAGCACAGUAGCAUUCCCCAAAUCCUCACCUGAACCCAGACGUGAAUAAACUUAGUUGAUGUUUUAUUUCCCUUCUUUUGUCACCUCCUCUUUUUACUCCUCCCUCCUCAUACUGUUCUGAGACUUACUAGGUGUUUGUUUUGACUGUGUGCCCCCCCCCCCCCCAUCCUGGCCGCCCCUCUUGGCCCACGUUGCAUUCGGGGCACCCCGGAGCAUCGAAGACAACAAAAAAAGAAGAAAAACGUGUAUUCUAUUUUAAUAAAUCCCUUAGAGCUAGAUAUUACUCCAAACUAUGUAACAGCAAUAUCUGACGGAGACAUGCACCUCAAAUAUGGUCCAAAAACAUAUUUUCAAUACACAUAAAUAUAUUUACUUUUGGACACUUCAUUUGAUGAUUACGUUUCUAGGAACCAAACUAUUAAUUCCAGUCUUCUCCGCAGUGCAUCUUUUACCACAAAUUCUUAGUUGUUAAAAUUGAUUGUGAGUUCAGAGUCGUCGUCGUGUCCGAUUCGAACAUCGUCUGAGACGUGCGUCUUCGCUCCGGGGGUCCGAGGGGGGGCAGCGGCCGGGUCACGUGUGAAGUGUUUAAGGUUUUAACAGGAGAAAAAUAAAUUGAAAUAAUUAUUCCUA
This is a messenger RNA of Pseudoliparis swirei, 4751 nucleotides long. Its product is annotated as prospero homeobox protein 1-like. The record is from RefSeq and is a predicted model, not a curated record. Gene Ontology annotation, cellular component: nucleus. Gene Ontology annotation, molecular function: RNA polymerase II cis-regulatory region sequence-specific DNA binding; DNA-binding transcription factor activity, RNA polymerase II-specific. Gene Ontology annotation, biological process: regulation of transcription by RNA polymerase II. NCBI's taxonomy places the organism in Eukaryota, Metazoa, Chordata, Actinopteri, Perciformes, Liparidae.